This is a messenger RNA of Dicentrarchus labrax (European seabass), 1207 nucleotides long. RefSeq lists its product as uncharacterized. Gene Ontology annotation, biological process: response to bacterium. The record is from RefSeq and is a predicted model, not a curated record. The coding region runs from base 289 to 1065 and encodes 258 amino acids. Lineage: Eukaryota; Metazoa; Chordata; Actinopteri; Moronidae. The transcript has 6 exons.
GUGUUUGGUAGCUAUCUAAUCUUUAUCUUUAUUUAGAAUUUUAGAAAUGUGUUUGUUGUGGACUGGAAGAAAUCAGUCAACUUUAAUGCAAAAUCAGAAAAAUGUGUUGCAAAAAAAAAAUGUAAACCGGCAACUCAGAGCUUCUCACUUCCUUUUGUGCAAUAUUUACACCCACAAAUCUACACCACCUGGGUUACAUACAGACUGUUUUCCACUGAAGGUGCAGCUUUUGACUUUGACCCCUUUACAGAAACCACCGUCAUACUGAAGGUCAGUGCAGAGCGAAGGAUGUUUGAGUUUUAUGUGCUCUUGGUUCCUCUCUUUGGAGCAGAUGGCACUGUGCUCUACACUAACCCCGGACACAGUGUGACUUUACCGUGUUUCUACGAUGCCAGGGUUAAAUAUCUGUCCUGGUACAAGCAGGUUGCAGGGGAGCAACCUCAUAUAAUAUCCUCUGUCUACAAACAUUCACCUGACAGCAACAGCUUCCACAACCAGUUUAAACAUGACAAACGGUUUUCAGUUCAUGCUGGAGAAGGGUUCUACCAUCUGAACAUUUCUAAUGUGCAGGACUCGGAUUCAGCGAUGUACUACUGUGGAAAAAUCAUCAUUGUUGUCCCGGAAUUUGAGAAUGGAAUAUUUUUGGAUUUAAAACAGUCUGGUCACAGCUCUUUCCCCCUGCAGCCAGUGUUCGACACCAUGAAGCCAGGAGGCUCUGUAACUCCGAACUGCACGGUCCAUGCUGAUGUUGGAGAGAAACAUGAGGACACUUCCUCUGUACUGGUGCUUUGUGUGGCUGCAACUCUGCUUGUGUCUGUUACCGUGAACGUCGUCUUAAUCAGUAUCCUCUGCAAAAUGUCCAGGAGAACAUAUCUUCAUUCUGGAGGGCUACACUUCCAGCCGAGUGUCCCUGAAUGCACCACUGACAGUCAGAAUGAGGAAGCUGAUGCUCUGCAGUACGUAUCUCUGGACUUUAAGAAGAGGCAAAGUAAGAGCAGGACACAGAGGAGCACAAAGGAGGAGGAGGUGAUUUACUCUGGAGUCAGACCGUCAGACAUGAAGUGAUUUUUGCUGAUUAAUCUGCCCAAACUUUCUACACCUCCAUCUGCCGCUAAUCUCUCUCUGACUCCUCCUGUAAUUUCACCUAUUAUUAUUAUUAUUAUUAUUAUUAUUAUUAUUAUCAUCAUUAUUAUUAUCAUUAUUAUUA